Molecule: messenger RNA, 1037 nt
Organism: Pectinophora gossypiella (pink bollworm)
Lineage: Eukaryota; Metazoa; Arthropoda; Insecta; Lepidoptera; Gelechiidae
Gene: Prosbeta2
Product: proteasome subunit beta type-7
Exons: 4
Coding region: 142-996 (284 amino acids)
Cellular component (GO): proteasome core complex
Molecular function (GO): threonine-type endopeptidase activity
Source: RefSeq, a predicted model, not a curated record
UUAUUAAAUGGUAGACAAAAUUGAAAAGUCAUUCGCUGACAGUUUUGUUUAGUGAGUCGUACGAGGUUAUAGAAGUAAAUAAUUUCGAUUUUGUGCUACAAUUCUUUAAAAAUCCUUAUAGUUUCAUCAUUUAUAUAAACAAUGGCUUCACUAUUGGCUCCUGAAGUACCUGCCCCAGGAUUUUCUUUUGAUAAUUGUCAGCGUAAUGCAUUCCUCGCUCAAAAAGGUUUUCCUGCUCCUAAAGCUACAAAGACCGGUACCACUAUCGUGGGCAUCAUUUAUGCCGACGGCGUCAUUUUGGGUGCCGAUACGAGGGCCACUGAAAACACUGUAGUGUCGGAUAAGAAUUGCCAGAAGAUACAUUAUCUGGCUGGGAACAUGUAUUGCUGCGGUGCUGGUACUGCGGCAGACACGGAGAUGACAACACAGACUGUUGCAUCGCAGCUGGAGCUCCAGCGCCUGCACACCGGCCGCACCGUGCCCGUGGAAACUGCCGCCACGCUGCUCAAGCGCAUGCUGUUCCGUUACCAGGGCUACGUAAGCGCUGCUCUGGUGUUGGGUGGUGUUGACCGCACAGGCCCACAUAUCUAUUGUAUUUACCCUCAUGGAUCUGUAGACAAACUGCCUUAUGCUACCAUGGGAUCUGGUUCCCUAGCAGCCAUGGCUGUGUUUGAAGCUGGAUGGAAGCCCAACAUGUCUGAGGAGGCAGGCAAGAAGUUGGUCCGAGAUGCUAUUGCUGCUGGUAUCUUCAAUGACUUGGGGUCAGGCUCCAACGUUGACCUGUGUGUCAUCCGCAGCAGUGGACCUGCUCAGUACCUCCGCACAUAUGAAGAAGCCAAUGUUAAGGGCAAGAAACAAGGUAAUUACAGAUACCCUCUGGGUACCACAGCUGUUCUCAAACAGAGGGUGAUUCCUCUAGAGGUGGAGUCUGUAAAUGUUCGUCCCAUUCCACGCGCCCAGCCAAUGGAUGUAGAGCCUACACACAGCCGUCGCUAACCUUACUUUUGUAAUUUUACUAAUAAAUUUACUCUGUACUA